GAAGGAGAAUGUGAGCGACGACCAUUCGCCUGCGGUGAUGCGGGGGUAGAGUCGGCGUCUGAAUGCAAUGGUGAAGGUGAAGGGAGGUUAGACAAGUCGAAGGACAUUUCAAACAUGCUGAGAUCCGGGGAAUGAGCUGCAGGGUGCGUUGGAGAGGGUGUCCGAGCCGCGGUUGCGGGUGCGGGUGCGUUGCGGGUCUGAACAGAAACGGGCGGUCGGGGAGCUGGCCUGGGCGCCAUCAAUGACAUAUCCUCUUCUAGCUCACCCAGCCCCUGUGGCCCAGCAAACUCUGCCCUACCAUACCUGCUGACCCGUUUGGUCGCUGUGGCGACUCGAAUGUCCUUCGCAUUGAUGUCGACAUGUGCACAAGAAGGGUCAUACACAGCAGGUUGGGGAGAGUCGGAGCGGGAGCGGUUGUGGGAGAAGGUUGAAGACGAUACCAAUUCCUCUUCAGGCUCUUCAGAGAGUACAGGGAGCGUUAAAUGUUUCCGAGGUUUGGUCGAAGAUGAGGCGAAAGCUAUUGGGGCCGUCUUUGAGCGCGAGAUGCUACCUCGAUUGCGAACCGCUGGCUGUCGCUUGAGCGAUGGAAGGAAACCGUGGGUGGAGAGAAAUGAAGUCAUCACUGGUGUCGUUGUAUAAUCGUCGUCUAUGGAUAAUAAGCUGUCGACGCAAGUACAGGUUGCAGUCGAGUCGAGUCUGAAUGAGUACUAAAAAGUCGUCAGACUACGUGAGAGCAGAACCGAGAAGGAGAUGGAAGACCGAGAGAAAUGGCGAGGACGGAGAGAUGGGGGCGCUUCCCAGUAGUUUUAGUAUGGAAUGA
Heterobasidion irregulare TC 32-1 is the source of this 820-nucleotide messenger RNA. RefSeq lists its product as uncharacterized. The transcript has 2 exons. The record is from RefSeq and is a predicted model, not a curated record. The coding region runs from base 352 to 639 and encodes 95 amino acids. Lineage: Eukaryota; Fungi; Basidiomycota; Agaricomycetes; Russulales; Bondarzewiaceae.